AUGUGUCAAGACUAUACUGACCUGAACAAGGCCUGUCCGAAGGAUAGUUUCCCGUUGCCCAAGAUUGACCAGCUUGUUGACGCGACUGUCGGUUACGAGCUGCUCAGCUUCAUGGACGCUUAUUCGGGAUACAAUCAGAUUUUCAUGCACCUUGCCGAUAGCGAGCAUACGGCAUUCAUCACUGACCGUGGAUUGUACUGUUACAAUGUCAUGCCGUUCGGCCUGAAAAACGUGGGGGCAACAUAUCAACGGCUUGUCAACCGAAUUUUCACUAAACACAUCGGCAGCAUCAUGGAGGUGUAUGUCGACAAUAUGCUGGUAAAAAGCCGAACGGCAGAGGAGCAUCUAAACAACUUGGCCUUUAUGUUCGGUAUACUGAACCGAAUGAGACUAAACCCCACGAAGUGCGCCUUCGGUGUGUCUUCAGGUAAGUUUCUCGGCUUCAUGAUCAGUGAGAGAGGGAUCGAAGCGAAUCUUGAGAAAAUCAAGGCCAUAAUCGACAUGGAGAGGCCAAAAACGCAGAAGGACAUUUAG
Messenger RNA from Prunus armeniaca (apricot), 534 nucleotides. NCBI's taxonomy places the organism in Eukaryota, Viridiplantae, Streptophyta, Magnoliopsida, Rosales, Rosaceae. The record is from the annotation of a GenBank genome assembly.